AUGUCGUACAGAAUCGCAGCCCCCGAUGAGUACCUUGCCAUCACGGGCAUGAAUGUGCAGUCGGUCAAGAUCACCAAGGCGACAUGGCUGUGGCCCUUUCAGCGUUGCAUGCGCUUCAGCGUGCAGCCUCACGACUAUGCCAUGAACCUGCAGGCCAUGACCAAGGAGAAGCUCAUCUUCCUGCUGCCCGUCGUCUUCACCGUCGGCCCAGACGUCAACGAGCGCGGCGCCAACUCGUCGGUCGAGAGCCACGGCGCCGACGGGGACGAGACGAUCGAGCGCGAGGACCGCGGCGACGCCCUCACCAAGUACGCCAUGCUGUUGGCCGACGCCGACGAAAACAAAAAGGCCAAGCGCAACACGGCCGCCGACAACACGCACGUCGGCAACAUUGUCAAGGGCAUCAUCGAGGGUGAGGUGCGCGUGCUCGUGUCGUCCAUGACCAUGGAGGAGAUUUUCACCGAGCGUGAGGUCUUCAAGCGCCGCAUCUUCAAGAACAUCCAGUCCGAGCUCAGCCAGUUUGGGCUCAAAAUCUACAACGCCAACGUCAAGGAGCUGCGCGACGCGCCCGAGAGCAACUACUUUGAGAGCCUCUCGCGCAAGGCCCACGAGGGCGCCAGCAACCAGGCGCGCAUCGACGUCGCCGAGGCUCGGCUCCGCGGCAACGUCGGCGAGGCGCGGCGCGUCGGCGAGCAGGAGCGCGAGAUCGCCAUGAUCAACGCCGAGACGGCCGUGCAAAAGACGGAGCGCGACACGGAGCGCGCGACGGCCGAGGCCAAGUUCAGCACGGCCGAGGCGUCGCUGCACCGCGACGUCGAGAUUGCGCGCGUCGAGGCCAAGCGCGCGCUCGAGGUGCGCGACGAGGACCUCAAGCGCGCCGUCGAGAUCAAGCGCGCCGCCGCCGAGGUCGAGCGGCUGCGCGCCCGCGACGUCGUCAAGGCCACCAUUGCCCGCGAGUCGAAGCAGCAGGACGCCGACGCGCGCGCCUACGAGAUCGAGGCCGACGCCAAGGCCAACUUUGAGAAGAGCCAGCGCGAGACGGACGCGCUCGCCUACAAGACCCAGAUGGACGCCGACGCCGCCAUCGCCGCCGACUUUAACCGCACCACCAAGGCUGCCGACGCCGACGCCUACGCCGCCCGCACCCGCGCCGAGGCCCACCUCAUCGCCACCCAGAAGGAGGCCGCCGGCAUGCUCGCCAUGGCCGAGGCCUACGGCAAGAUGGCCGACGCCUUUGGCGGCCCCGCCGGCCUGCUGCAGUACAUGAUGAUCGAGAAGGGCACCUACCGGGAGCUGGCCGACGCCAACGCCAGGGCCAUCCACGGCCUGCAGCCCAAGAUCAGCGUCUGGAACACGGGCAGCCAGGGCGCUGGCGGCGGCGGCGGCGACGCGUCGGGCACCGAGACGAUGAAGAACCUCUACCAGAUGCUGCCGCCCCUCAUGACGACCAUCAACGAGCAGACGGGCAUCACCCUGCCCGAGUGGCAGUUUGGCAAGAUGGCCGCCGGCACCGAGGCCGUCAAGGGGGAGGUCAAGGUCAAUGGGAAGUACUAG
This is a messenger RNA of Verticillium dahliae VdLs.17, 1554 nucleotides long. RefSeq names its product flotillin domain-containing protein. The coding region runs from base 1 to 1554 and encodes 517 amino acids. Gene Ontology annotation, biological process: protein localization to plasma membrane. Gene Ontology annotation, cellular component: plasma membrane. NCBI's taxonomy places the organism in Eukaryota, Fungi, Ascomycota, Sordariomycetes, Glomerellales, Plectosphaerellaceae. The record is from RefSeq and is a predicted model, not a curated record. The transcript has a single exon.